Spodoptera litura is the source of this 435-nucleotide messenger RNA. It is a transcript of the gene Tfb5, whose product is annotated as transcription factor B5. The record is from RefSeq and is a predicted model, not a curated record. Gene Ontology annotation, cellular component: transcription factor TFIIH holo complex; transcription factor TFIIH core complex. Gene Ontology annotation, biological process: transcription initiation at RNA polymerase II promoter; nucleotide-excision repair, preincision complex assembly; transcription by RNA polymerase II. NCBI's taxonomy places the organism in Eukaryota, Metazoa, Arthropoda, Insecta, Lepidoptera, Noctuidae.
UAUUAUCUCUUCUGUCAGUUAGAAUUGUCUCGACUCUCGAGUUUUGUGAUUUUGUGUUGAGUCGUUUCCCAAUUGUAUUUUGUAUCGAUGUUAGAGGAAUGUUUCUUUAUUAAAUAAGAAUAACCGUAGGUAAAUAUAGGAAAUUUAUCUAGUUAAGUAAUCCAAGUGCUGUUUUAUAAAAAUGAACCAUGGUGAAUGUUAUGAAAGGCGUUCUCGUCGAAUGUGAUCCGGCUAUGAAACAGUUCCUUCUUCACCUGGACGAGACCUUAGCUCUGGGCAGAAAGUUUAUUCUCCAAGACCUGGAUGAAACACAUCUAUUUAUAUCUGCAGAUAUAGUGGAAACUCUGCAAGCUCGAGUGGAUGAUUUGAUGGACCAACUUAGUAUACCAGUACAUGACAAGGGAAUGUAAAGAUGGCUACCCACGGAAGAGGUAA